This is a messenger RNA of Alnus glutinosa, 1442 nucleotides long. RefSeq names its product dirigent protein 24-like. The record is from RefSeq and is a predicted model, not a curated record. The coding region runs from base 67 to 1269 and encodes 400 amino acids. NCBI's taxonomy places the organism in Eukaryota, Viridiplantae, Streptophyta, Magnoliopsida, Fagales, Betulaceae. The transcript has a single exon.
CUCCCCUCAGCAACACAAGUGCACUCAAACAUUCUCUUAGCUUUUUAACCUCUUCACACCUCAAAAAUGGCCAAACUUGCUAUCACCGCCAACACACUCAAAGGCUUCUUCUGCCUCGUGCUCCUAGCAAUCACCAUUGGGUGCGCCAACUCUGCCAGGAUCCUUGACGAAGUGGACCCACAACCCCCAAUCCUCCCGUACCCACCCCAAUCUACCAAUCCCACAGCAACACCUGUCCCAGAUGUAACUCCACAGGUUGGUCCCACCACCGCAAUAUUGCCAAGUGGCCAAAUCCCUGCCUCCACUGUGGCUAAUGACGUUGAAGUUGACGUUGAUGUGGCACCGGUAGCUAGUCCAGAUGUCGAGCCAGAUGUUGACUCGCCACAACCUGAGCCCGUUGAGCCAAUUGUCGAUUCGCCACAACCCGAGCCAGAAGAACCUGAUACUGUGCCAACCCCUGUGACUCCUGUAGUUGGUCCCACCAUCCCAGCACCAACUGGCCCAGUUGCCCCGGUGGCUACCACCGCCGGUGCUACGUUGGCAAAACCUGGCGGCCCACAAGCCUCUGGGUUGACCUUCUUCAUGCAUGACAUCCUAGGUGGCAUACACCCAUCAGCCAGGGUGGUCACUGGGAUCAUAGCCAAUACCCAAAUCAACGGCCUCCCUUUUACCACACCCAACAACGACAUCUUCCCAGUCAGCGGUGGGGUCCCACUGAGCAACGCAAACCUCAACGGUAUCCUCAACAACAACAACCUGCCCUACCUCGCGGGACUCAACGGCGUUGGCCCCCAAGCCUCCACCGUCAUCCAGAACAGCGGCAACAACGGCAUCGUCAAUGGCGGAAACAACCUGCCUUUCGUAACCGCCGGUCAGUUGCCAUCGGGUGCCACGCUCCAGAAGCUAAUGUUUGGGUCACUGACGGUGAUCGACGACGAAUUGACGGAGGGUCACGUGCUGGGUUCCGCUGUGGUUGGCAAAGCGCAAGGGUUUUACUUGGCGAGCUCGUUGGAUGGGACGAGCCAGACAAUGGCGGUGACUGUGUUGCUGCACGGUGCUGGUCAGCAUGAGGUGGUGGAGGAUACGAUCAGCUUCUUUGGGGUGCAUCGGACAGCGUCGCUGGAGUCUCAGAUUGCGGUGGUUGGCGGAACCGGGAAGUACGAGAACGCUAAAGGGUAUGCUACGGUGGAGACGCUUCAUUUGGAGGAUCAGCACACUACGGACGGCGUGGACACAAUCCUGCAGUUCAGUGUUUACCUUUCUGAGUAGUACACUCAACUGUGCAGUGUUUGUGCUUUUGGGUUGGGUGAUUAUGAUUUACCUGGUGAUUGUAGUGGGUGUGCCUAUUUCAGUGCCUAUUUCAGUGUCUCUUUGAUGUAUCUUUCUAGUAUGUGAAAUUUGAAUGAAAAAAAAACACUCUUUAUUGAGUUUUAUUCUCAUAA